GAGUGGUAAACAGAUCCUCAGCGCUAGAUAUCAAAAAUUCCUACCCAAGAUGCGUGGAUUACUGUUUCUUUGCUUCGUUGUCUGUGUUUCUUCGGCCAAGUUGGGCUAUAACUACCAAGCUGCCGCCGUGGAUCGUCGUUUUGCCGGACUCAUAGAUGCGGAGGCCACAGGAUUCAGUUCCACGCAGCACCAGCAACAGCCACAGCAGCAGCAGCAGUUGCAGCAGGAGUCGCAACGGCAGAUUCCCGCUGCAGCGGAUGAGUUCAGCAAGGAGUUCUACACCUACGCCGCUCCGGAGGAUGAGUUUGCCGACCGGGAGGCCACCGAGCACAUUGCCAGCAUGCUGAAGAGGAACCUGCGAGUGCUGUUCAUCAAGUCGCCGGAGCACCAGGGUCUGACCAACGCCGCCCUCCAGCUGGCCAAGCAGGCCAGUGAGCAGCGGACGGCCAUCUAUGUGCUCAGCAAGCAGGCGGACGUGGGCCAGCUGGCCCAGCGCUUGGCCACCGAGAACCAGGCCCAGAACCACAAGCCCGAGGUGCACUUCGUCAAGUACCGCACUCCCGAGGACGCCGUGCGCGCCCAGCAGCUCAUCCAGCAGCAGUUCGACGCCCUGGGCGGCAGCUCCCGCAGCUCGGACGAGGGCGUGGCGCCGGUCCUGGACUUCAGCUCUGCACCAGCUGCCAUCAAUGUCCAGGAUCAGAACGAGGCUCAGAAUCAGGUCCAGGCUGUCACGCCGCUCAACAAAUAUUUGCCAGCGGCCCUGUUACGCAGCAAAUAG
Drosophila biarmipes is the source of this 778-nucleotide messenger RNA. RefSeq lists its product as uncharacterized. The transcript is spliced from 2 exons. The record is from RefSeq and is a predicted model, not a curated record. NCBI's taxonomy places the organism in Eukaryota, Metazoa, Arthropoda, Insecta, Diptera, Drosophilidae. Bases 50 to 778 code for a protein of 242 amino acids.